AGAGAGAGAGAGAGAGAGAGAGAGAGAGAGAGAGAGAGGUGUGGACCCAUCCACCGCCCAUGAGCACGCAGUCCUACCGAAACAAAACCCAUCCUCGAUCUAUUUUUCUCAAAUCUAACCCUAACCCAACACUUAACAGCUAAUAGAAGACAAAGGAAAAGGUAGAGAAAAAAUAAGAAGAAGAAGAAGAAACCCCCAAAAUCAUCAUCAUAUUUUUCUUCUCCAAAUACCAGAAAAGAAAUUAACAUCAAGAUCCAAUCAUGAUGAUGAUUAUAGUACUGGUGGUGGAAGAUCGGUCAUGACACAUCAAAAUCUGCUACCUCAACUAUCUCUCCUUCUUUAUUAAUUUUACUUCUACUACUACUUAGCUAUAUAGUUGAUUUUGUUCUUCAUCAAAUUAAUCAUUCAUAUAUAUAUAUAUAUAUAAAUAUGGAUGCCCAUUCUCUUCCACCACCAUUCCACACAAGAGAUUUUCACUUCCACCAACAACAAUUCCAGCAACAACACAACUCUGAAGAUGAACAAACAGGAAGCAGCAUAAACAACCUCAUGGCCAAAACCCCAAAGAGAGAUCGCGGAGGAGGAGACGAAGACAACGACAGUGGCGGAGACCACUCCGGAGGCAAAGACCUAGUCUCCGGCUCAGGAGACGACCAAGACAAGAUGAUGUCAAGGAGGCCAAGAGGAAGACCAGCCGGAUCCAAAAACAAGCCCAAACCUCCAAUCAUCAUCACCCGCGACAGCGCCAACGCUCUCCGCACUCACGUCAUGGAGAUCGCCGACGGCUGCGACAUAGUCGACAGUGUCGCCACCUUCGCCCGCCGCCGCCAACGCGGAGUCUGCAUUAUGAGCGGCACCGGCACUGUCACCAACGUCACUCUUCGCCAGCCUGCUUCUCCGGGUGCUAUUGUCACCUUGCACGGUCGUUUUGAGAUCUUGUCUCUUGCAGGGAGUUUUCUUCCGCCACCGGCUCCGCCUGCGGCUACCGGACUGACUAUUUACUUGGCUGGUGGACAAGGUCAGGUAGUUGGGGGAAGCGUUGUGGGGACUCUUAUUGCUUCUGGGCCGGUGGUUGUUAUGGCUGCUUCGUUUAGUAACGCAGCCUAUGAAAGGUUGCCGUUGGAGGACGAAGAAGCGGCUAUGCCAAUGCCAGGUGGCGGCGGCGGAGGAGGGAGUCUUGGGUCUCCUACAGGUGGCGGAGUUGGGCAGAAUCCGCAGUUAAUGACGGGGGCGGAUCAACAGGCGAACUCUAGUGGUGGUGGUGGUGGUGGUGGUGGUGGACCACCAGGUAUGUUUCAUGGGCUGCCCCCUAAUCUACUCAAUUCUAUUCAAAUGCCAUCUGAGGCUUAUUGGGCCACUGGUAGACCACCUUUCUAAUUUAGUAACUCACAACUUCAACUACUACAACUAUAUAUAUACAUACAUAUGGAUAGAUAGAAAUAUCUAUAUAUAUACAUAUAUGAGUUGAUCUCAUCCUCUUCUUCUACUCCAUUUUUUCAUCAUCAUAUCAUAUAUGGCCUUCUUCUUUCCAAGAGUAAAAUUAUGCAUAUAUCUAGCUAUAUAUAUGUGUAUGUGUAUGUAAGAAGUAGUAGUAGAGAGGAGUUUCAUUGGGAAUGUCGAGCGCGCGAUCGAGAAAGUUGAAGCUUAAUAUGAUUAUUAUUAUUAUUUCAGGUUUUUUUUAAAAAAACAAAAAACAAGAUUUUUGUACUCUUUUUCAUUUUGUUUUUUGGGGUUUAGUUUCGUUUCUCAUUUUGAUGACAAGUUUCAGCUUGUUGAUUGAUGAAGGACUUUUUGUAUAUUUCAUGAUGAAUUUAUUAUAUAUGUCGAAUUAGAUUAUUUAGAGUACUACUAUUCUCUCAAACUUUAUUGUAUGUUAAUUAGCUUUGCUACCUCCAAUGAAUUAUUGUUUAUUUCUUUUA
Cannabis sativa is the source of this 1919-nucleotide messenger RNA. Its product is annotated as AT-hook motif nuclear-localized protein 26-like. The record is from RefSeq and is a predicted model, not a curated record. Lineage: Eukaryota; Viridiplantae; Streptophyta; Magnoliopsida; Rosales; Cannabaceae. Gene Ontology annotation, biological process: vegetative to reproductive phase transition of meristem. Gene Ontology annotation, cellular component: nucleus. The transcript has a single exon. The coding region runs from base 430 to 1377 and encodes 315 amino acids. Gene Ontology annotation, molecular function: minor groove of adenine-thymine-rich DNA binding; DNA-binding transcription factor activity.